AUGUCGAUCGAGAUCGCCCUGAACACGCCGCUGGCGGAUGCCCUUAACAGUGUCAUUCAGCCGAAACUGAUGGAAGUUGGCUGGGCGCAAUCAAAUGACGAUGCUGCCCUGUCCGAAUAUAUUAUCCUCAUGCUCGUGAACGGCAAAACACAAGAGCAAAUUGCAGGAGAACUUGCAGGCGAUCUAUUGAGUCUCGGACCCGAUGACCCAGCCGCUCGGGACUUCACACAUUGGCUUUUUGAUCAGAUCAAUGCUCUACAGUCACAACUUAACGGCGGUCUCGCGCAUGCGGGUAAUUCCGCGGAAGGUGGCGUCCUAACUGAUGCGGUUCCUAUGGAGCAAGAUACAGAGAUGAGCACAUCAACAGAUGGCCCAGAACUUAACGCGCCUACCGGACCAAAAUCCAUGAGGAAUGGUAAUAUGAGAGGCGGCCGCGAGAAGCGAAUGUUCGGUCAAAUGGCGAAAGCAAUGGACCGCAGCCAUGACUCGGUGUUGCAUCGCGUUAGAGGAAAUGGCAACGAGCGAAUCAAUGCGCACAACCGAGGACCUCCAAGCGGACCUAGGCUCGGACGCGGCAACAACCGCAUGAUGAACAACCGCGCCGCCGGGAUAUCUGCUGGACUCAACCAGAUGGCUAACAGCAUGCCAGGCAUGGCUGGCCCACCCAACAUGAACGGUAUGAACGACAUGAGCUGGAUGAUGCAGAGCGGCCCUCAGCAAGAACAGAUUUUUCAAUUACUCCAGCAACAGAACCAAAUGAUGGCCCAGUUGCAACAACAGCUUUCCCAGCAGAACCAAAACAACAAUGGCCGGCCAGGAAGGUCUUUGUUUGACCGAACUCAGAACCCGCGAGGUGGUAGGAGAGGAGGCCAUCAUAUGAACGGCCCUAGGUCAUUACAUACCGGGUCACCAAAGCCGCCAGACAACAAUGCCGAGGGUGAGGAUGUUGAUAUGUCACAAGGCAAACCAGAGCCACCAAAUCCCGAGACAACAAUUUGCAAGUUCAACCUGGCUUGUACAAACAAGGAGUGCAAGUUCGCUCAUCAGUCGCCUGCAGCCCCUCCUAACACAACUGUGGAUGUUACCGACGUUUGCUCAUUCGGGGCAGCUUGCAAGAACUGGAAGUGUGUGGGUCGCCAUCCUUCUCCGGCUACCAAGCGUGCCCAUCAGAAUGAACAGGAGUGUAAAUUUUAUCCCAAUUGCACGAAUCCGCACUGCCCUUUCAAACACCCCGACAUGCCUCCUUGUCGUAACGGGGGCGACUGCAACGUGGAGGGGUGCAAGUUUACUCACCUACAAACCAUGUGCAAGUUCAAGCCCUGCAAGAACCGAUACUGCCCUUUCAAGCACGAAGAGGGUCAACGCGGCACGUUCCCAGACAAGGUGUGGACAACGGAGGGAGCAAAGAACCAUGUGAGCGAGAGGCACUUUAUCGACCAAAAUGGCGCGGAGGAACUCAUCAUUCCUGGAUCCUGUCGUUGCAUACGUGCAAUGAUUCCCAAACGCCCAGAAGAUGCUUUCAUAAUCCUUCUACGGUCGCUUUACAACAACGCUCAGCGCUCAACCCAACGGUUAGCAACCCGCCGCCCCACCACGCUGCUCGGCCGGCCUCACUUGUCCGCGCGACUGCUCAGCACUCUAUCCGGCUCGCGAAGUCGUCCUGAAACCUCAAUUGGCUCGAGUCUCGCUUAUAGGGGCCAGAAACAGCCAUACGCCACCACUUCCACCGGCCAAACAGAACCACGUCAGAUUGCCAUCCUCGGCGCUGGAAUAACAGGCUUGACGGCAGCGCAUUACUUGGCCCGUCAUGCAGAGAAUGCGCAUAUAACAAUCUACGAGGCUACUGAUAGGCCGGGAGGAUGGAUUAAGGCAAAUAGGGUCGAAGUUGAGGACGACAACGGGAAUAAAGGCCAUGUCUUGCUUCAAAAUGGUCCGCGGAUGCUCCGUUCCGGCAGUUCGUCAACUAAAUACGACGAUCUUGUCCUGUACGACGUGCUUGCUAGCUUGAAUAUGGGUGAUCAAAUCCGACACCCGGAAGGUGUGUCGGAUAGCCGCUACCUAUACUAUCCCGAUCAUCUUGUAAAAAUGCCGUCCGGGGAGCGAAGUCUAGAUAACCUAGUUGGCGCAAUCCAAAGCUACCUUUCAGAACCCAUAUGGUCCGGCGGCUUAAGGACUGCAUUCAAUUUCUGGGUUAGCUAUAACAAGUCUUUGGCUCCGUCCCACCGUCACCAUCCCAACACCUCCCACGAGGUACCAGAAACCGACGAGUCAGUCACGCAGUUUCUAAAGAGGAUCCUAAAAGAUGACAGAUUUAUCAAUAAUAUAGUGUCUGGCAUAAUGCACGGCAUAUAUGGAGGCGACAUCAACAAAUUGAGUGCCAAGCACACCAUAUUAGACCGCCUGUGGUAUCAUUUCCAAAACCCUCUUCCUCCUGACAUGAAAGCUUCUUGGGUCGAUCUCAAAGAAUGGUAUUUGUUAUUUGACAUGCUGAGUGGACCUAACAGGCUCAAGAUUAUUGAGCUAGCUGAGAAGGCUAUUGAUUGGAAGCUGUUAGCAUUUGAAGACGGCCUUGUAUCGUUGGUUAGAGGCUUAGAGGAAGACCUCAAGAAGAGGAGCAAUGUCACCUUCAGCUACAACAAAACUAUUACAUCACUAAAGCAUGAAAAUGGUAAAAUUUUGGUGACGAAGUCAAACUCAAACAAACCAGCACAACACGACCAUGUGAUAUGUACAUUAUUCUCUAAGAAGCUUGCUCAGAUCACGGAGCCGCAGAAUUCUUUGCCCUCACUCGCAGAGACACAUGCCGUGACUAUCAUGGUCGUCAACCUGUGGUACCCGAACCCCAAUCUCUUGGCUGAACAUGGUUUCGGGUACCUCAUCCCAUCAUCUACCCCCGAAAACGAAGAGGGUGCUCUCGGCGUACUUUUCGACUCAGAUUUACGAACCGAUGACAACGAAAUGCCCGGCACCAAGCUCACUGUCAUGCUUGGCGGACAUCACUGGGAUGGCUGGGAGUAUUUCCCGUCAGAAGAGGCGGGAAUUGCUAUGGCGAAGGAGGUUGUACGACGUCAGCUAGGCAUCAACUCUGACGAAAGAGUGGUUGCAAGUACACGCCUAUGUCGUGAUUGUCUACCGCAGCACUUCGUGGGUCAUCGUGACCGCAUGAAAGAGGCGCACUACGAACUUCUCUCGGCAUUUCAGGGUCAUCUUAGCGUUGCAGGACCCAGUUACACCACAAUUGGUGUGAUACCUUCUAUGCGCGCAGGGUUCGACGCGGCCAUGCGUGUCGCGCGUGGCCAUGGACAACCUUGGUUCCGCAUCCCUGAGCGCAAUCGCAUAACCUUAGAUAACCUUUCCCCAGAAUCUCCAGAAAAUGAUUAUUGGUUACCAAACGACGCUUCUCCCACGAAAAUUGAUACCAUCGGGGAUACAGGGCUAGAGCAUUUCACAGAAAAAGAAUGGGCCAACCUGCGCCCUUCGGUACGGGAUGGAAUGCUAUUCCGCAAAUUCACCGGCAAACCGGCUCGUUUCCUCGACCCAAAUGUUCAGCAGCGACCAGUAACCUAA
Molecule: messenger RNA, 3567 nt
Organism: Xylaria bambusicola
Lineage: Eukaryota; Fungi; Ascomycota; Sordariomycetes; Xylariales; Xylariaceae
Exons: 6
Coding region: 1-3567 (1188 amino acids)
Biological process (GO): heme biosynthetic process
Cellular component (GO): mitochondrial inner membrane
Molecular function (GO): protoporphyrinogen oxidase activity, oxygen as acceptor
Source: RefSeq, a predicted model, not a curated record